This is a messenger RNA of Aphanomyces astaci, 2812 nucleotides long. RefSeq lists its product as hypothetical. Lineage: Eukaryota; Oomycota; Saprolegniomycetes; Saprolegniales; Verrucalvaceae. Bases 428 to 2731 code for a protein of 767 amino acids. The record is from RefSeq and is a predicted model, not a curated record. The transcript has 3 exons.
CAGACACCCGACCAAACAUUCGAUCCUACCCUGCCGUUCCAUGGGUACUGUAGGCCGCCGUCCGUCCAUGUGCACGCUACUACCGACAUGUAGCACGUGAAUGCAUGAGAAGGACAUGGUUCGGCAUGCGCAGUCCGGUGCAUCAGGACAAGAUGGACCGCCCAUGACACUAAGAUUUCCACGAAGGCGCGCACCUCCUUUCUGCCGACAAAAACGCCUCUUGCAAUGAUAAAGCAGUAGCGAAUCAGAUGUUUCCAUGACGUUUAAUUGGAUACAUUUUAGCGAAUCAAACUCUCGUAGCAAAUCUCCAAAGUGGUUGGGAAAGGGACACGCGUGAGGGUCGUCAUGUGGCGGCGGCACUCCAAGGUUCUUCAUGCUGCAUUUUGUCCAUGGAAGCGACAUCCAUUGGCGACAAUGCUAAUGCAACAUGUAUCUACGUCUUCUGCAGCGAACGCCGCGUACAUCUCUCGUCUGCAGGACACCAUCCACGAACAUACAUCACUUGUCCACCCCGAUGCUCCGGGCGUGGCGCAGUUCCAUUACGAACGCGAGUUUCCUAUCUGGAAGAAGCAACAAGUUUCACUGCACAGCAUGCGCGAAGGUCAUGCGAAGACAAUCCUGCAAAAGUACGCGAAUGAAAGUACGUACCUCACUCAACGCACUACCCAGUCCAUCGCCGGCUCACCGUCGUGUAGACCUGUUAUGGCAAGAAGCCCGAGACCUCAAUGCUGCCCAACGACACGAUCUCGUCGUGGAUGUGCUGUACCGCGCUCUGUACUUGGGCGAACGCGACGCAGCCUGGCUUCCCCGCACCACCAGCCUCUUUGCCCAGCAGGUCCUCGUUGCUGCCUGCAACUUGCAUGAUGUGGCGACCGCCGUCCAGGCAGUUGACAUGCUGACAGCGUUGCCUCUUCACGCAGUCUCUCGCAAAGUCCUGCAGGAUGCUAGUCACGCGGUGACUCAUCUCUGCCUCCAUCACGACGAUGCGACCACCUUGACCGCCGUCCUCGACGCCAUCGAACCGGCUCACGUAACCCUCGACGCUUCUACGUCCGAACAGGUCGUUUCUUCCCUCCUUCGCAAUGAGGGCCCCCUCCUCGACACCCACAAGCGCAUUGUGAGUCUGUACAACGCGGGAACGUGUGCAUCUUCCCUCGCCGUCGACACGCAUGUCCUCUGGUCCCUCCUCACGCUUCUCCGAGCUGAAGAAGCAUCAUCUUCACGUGCCAGCACCGCCAUGAACGGUGUCGACCCCCAUCUCCAACUCGUCGAGUUGUACCGCAACAUGCAAGCCGAGUAUGGCCUUACCGACCCCGACGUUGGCAACUAUUUGGUCUCGGACAGCUGCAAGGAGGCAAGGACACCCAAAACACAAGGUCGAGUGUCGUCCAUCGCUCUGUCGUACAUGCGCGACCAGGGCUUCCCUGCUUCGGUGUCUACCACUCUGAACGUGGUGAUGGCCAUGCUAGCUUCCGACGACGCAGACGCCUCUUCUGUUUGGGACACCCUGUUUAACGACCACGAUGCGGCCGUGUUUCCCUGGUCCACGCAGCAUGUGUCGGCCGCCCUCAGCGCCGCCGCCCUCCACGGCCACUCCGCCGCCGCCAUGGCCCUUGUCCAUAGAGCCCAGUUGACUCGGCUACCUCUUCUGGACGUGAGCUACGGCCAUGCCGUCGCCACUGCGUCCGAUCCUCGGCUGCGCUCGGCGUUUGUUGACCAGUAUAAAGCGGCCAACCAAGCGGGAGAUGUGGUGAUGGCCUGCCAAGAUGACGAGACCCAUGUCGGGUUUCAUUGGAGUGGCGCGUUGCUCCACCACAUUGCCGCCACACAUGAGCAACUGGCUAAGGAUGUCGUGCCCAUGCUGCUCCAGGAAAUGCAAUACUACGGCAUUGCCGCCUCGGAGCGCGACAUGGCCGCUGUCCUCUCGACUCUGACGUCAGGGACGUUGUACGACCUGUACGAACGAUUUCCUCGCGUCGUCAAGGCCGCGCCGAAAGCGUGGGCGGCCGCCAUGCAAGCGCGGGUUCUGCCUGCAUCGUCAGACGAGUCGACCCUGGAUGACGCGAUGCAAUUGUGGCGCUGCUUUGUGUGGACGGAAGCGCUCCAAGUGGACGAGUCGGUGUUUGCGGCCUUGUAUUACGUGGCACUGCGACGGACCAGCACGUGGCACUUGGCAGACGAAGUGAUGACCCAGUACACGACGCGCCACCGCACCAAGACGACAACCAGCACCAGCAGUAGCUGCAGGCUCGUGGAACAGGCGUUGGGCCAUGCCGCCGACGCCGUCGACCUGCCGACGACCAAGCGACUCCUGCGGCAAUGGACGGCGCACAACGAACGGCUGAGCCGCGAUGCCGUCGCAUGCGUGUUCCGCACUGUUGGUCAAGUCCGAUCGACACGCCAACCGCACGUCCAGGACGAGUCGCUGUCGUACUUUAGCCUCAUGGUCGAGUUCCCAGGCCUGUUUCCGCUCGACCCCACGACCGUGUCCAACGCGUUGGUGCUGUCGGCACAAGCCGACUUGUACUAUGACUGCCAAGCACUUCUGACGAUGGCGAUGGCGAAUGGCGUGGACUUGACCCCCGAAGCGCGGUUUGCGUGCGUGGAGCUGUUGACGCGGACGAACGGGGUCGAGUCGUCGGGAGAUCGGCAGCAAUUGCUCGCGACCGUGCGGCAGCUGUGGCAGAACUCGUCCAAGGAACGAGUAGAUUCCAUCCAAGGUCUCCGAUAAUGCAAAAUGAAGUCUCGUGGUCUGACCUACUGUAGUUAUGUAGUACCGGUCAGUAUCCAUUGCUUGUUGAUUGUAAUGACA